This is a messenger RNA of Cladocopium goreaui, 1934 nucleotides long. The record is from the annotation of a GenBank genome assembly. NCBI's taxonomy places the organism in Eukaryota, Dinophyceae, Suessiales, Symbiodiniaceae.
UUAUACUUGCGAUCAAUGUGGUGCAAGCUCCUUUGCUUCCCGUUGUGUGGAAGUGGACGCCAUGGCACGCCCAGAUUGUUCUGCACAGGUUGCAAUGCCGUUCUUUCCCAGUCUUGCAAUGGAAAGGACCAAGGUCAAAGCGAAGGCAAAGGUACCAAUACCGCCACCACCACCAUUUUUGGGCCAUGCAGUCUGUGUGAUGCAACUUCAUGUGACGGUUGCGAGAAGUGGAAUCCGCUUUAUUUAGUCAUGUUGUGCUGCAAUUCUUGCGGCACCAAAGUCUGCCAGCAAUACAACGAAGGCGCAGGCAAAGGUGCUGUAAUUCACGCUUGCGAUCGAUGCAGGCGAGGCUUCUGUGGCAGUUGUGUUGCGGAGUGCCAUCAUUGCAGCUCAAAGUUUUGCCAUUUUGGUUUGCAGCCGAUGUGAACACCAGUCCUGCGACAAGUGCAUACAAAAGGGCAGAGGCAAGAUGAGGCAAGGGCAUGACUCGAUGCGAACGUUUUGGUGCAGUUCUAAGUUCUAUGUGAGUCGUGCCAGGACUGUGAUAUUUUUUCUGACUACAGAAAAAUGAGAGUGCAAUUAUCGAUGCCUGCAAGGAUGAAAAGUUGGGCUUGGAAACGAGGGUCAAGGAGCAGCUAACUGCUCAUCUUGCUGUUGAAAGCAGCGGGAUAAAAUGCAGACUGUCGCCUUCUUGCAAUGAACUGGCCGACUUUCUUGCAGUCACGCUUCCUGAUCUAAGACCUGGCAUGGAGGUCACUGUUCCAAUCCAAGCCCUACGUUGGACUCAUGAUGGUAUCAAUGCCCAGCUUGCCUUUGGAGACAAUCACGAACAUCCAGAAGAGUCUAUCUUCAAACUGUUCGAGCAGCUCUUCCGUGAAAGGGUGACGCCGCUCGACUUGACCGAAGCAGAUCCCUUGCCGGUGUUUCUGCAUCGUGGUCCUGACAACCAUUUGGGCUUGUACUCCCGCCGCAACCGCAGACUUGCAACUUUGCUGAUGUAUCAAGCGCUCCGCCGAGAAGAACUUGUGAAGGUUCACGUUUUUGUGUCGCCAGAUGACCCGUCAGAUAUCCCAAGAUGGCAAAGAGACUGGCAGAAUGUCGAUUCGAUGGAUCCACCGGUCUGUCGAUUCGACCCCGGUCUGUCGGUGGACGGGCUCCGCGGGCUCGGGUUCGUGCUUGUCAUCGUGGUGUGCCGCUGAAGGAAAUGUAGCGAUUGUCACAGAGACAGAGACACUGGAGCGGACAAGGGCAAGGCCACACUCGCAGAGAGUUCAAGGAGCUUUGGAUCUUGUUGCCAGUCGGCUUGCCCUCGGAGACGUUCGAGCAGGGUGACGAAGAUUCUGUGACCUUCGUGAACACUUUUCAGAGAGGUGGGGAGACUGGCAAGGCAGUCAACAGUUGCCACCACCAGCGGCAACAAGGCCACACGCGCAAAGGGCACCUCUGUGCUGGAAUCUGCCAUUGAUUGCUGAGUUGUGAAAAUGGAAUAAGUUCUUAAGGUGAAAAUCUUGUCCGACAUUUCCAUCUAUUAUUCAGGUUUCUUUUUUGGAAAGGAUUCGGCAAGGAGCACGUCACGGUGGCUUUCACUGACCUUGAAUCCCCUGCUUCGGAAGCGGAUGAAGAGGUGUGAGUUUAAGAAUUUGAUGUUUGUUGCAUUUGUUCAAUCUCCCAACUAACUCAAACUGAUGAAACUCUCAGCAAACUUUUGCAUUAAAAACAGAUUGAAUUCUUCAAUCAACGUCAUUAUACUUGAUUCAUGUUGUGCUUCCGGGAGAGUUUGUUAUGAGCUGGAUGCGCCAUCAGGCCAUCAGAUGCCAGUUGUGUUUGUCGGAUAUUGUUGGAGACCCGCCUAGCAAUCCUAGCACCAAGGAGCUACGAAAGCGCCAAUAUGUGAGCCACGUGCGUGAGAUGAACUGUACUCUUUGGAGCAAAGG